Propithecus coquereli (Coquerel's sifaka) is the source of this 2071-nucleotide messenger RNA. RefSeq names its product interleukin 21 receptor (gene IL21R). Gene Ontology annotation, cellular component: membrane; external side of plasma membrane. Lineage: Eukaryota; Metazoa; Chordata; Mammalia; Primates; Indriidae. Gene Ontology annotation, molecular function: protein binding; cytokine receptor activity. The coding region runs from base 270 to 1913 and encodes 547 amino acids. Gene Ontology annotation, biological process: immunoglobulin mediated immune response; cytokine-mediated signaling pathway. The transcript has 9 exons. The record is from RefSeq and is a predicted model, not a curated record.
CAGGUCCUAUGACUGGCUGGGCAAUCAGGGCAGCUCGCGGAUUCCCACCCCGGGCCCCGCCUGCUCUCUCGGACCCCCACGCCGAACCCAGCUGCCACCCCUGGGAGCCCGCCAGCUUGCCCCCGGCGCGCAAUGGAUUUCUGAGCGAGAGCUGAAACGGCAGAUCGAAGAAUCAGAGGCAAGUCUGCCCAGCAAGGGACGGGGACAAGCAGGAGCCCCCAGGCCUGGGCCACCGUCCCGAAGGCCUCCAGCAGGCUCCUGGAGUCAGCAUGCCCGUGGCCUGUGGCUGGACCGCCCUUCUGCUCCUGCUGGCGCUGCAGGGCGGCUGGGGCUGCCCACGCCUCGUCUGCUACACCGAUUACCUCCAGACGGUCACCUGCAUCCUGGAGAUGUGGACGCUCCACCCCAGCACCCUCACGCUUGCCUGGCAAGACCAGUACGGAGAACUGGAGGAUGAGGUCACCUCCUGCAGCCUCCACAGGUCCACCCACAACACCACGCAUGCUAAGUACACGUGCCACAUGGAUGUGUUCCGCCUCAUGGCCGACGACAUUUUCAGCGUCAACAUGACAGACCAGUCUGGCAACCACUCCCAGGAGUGCGGCAACUUCAUCCUGGCUGAGAGCAUCAAGCCGGCUCCCCCUUUCAACGUGACCGUGACCUUCUCGGAACAUUAUAACGUCUCCUGGCGCUCGGAUUACGAAGACCCCGCUUUCUACGCGCUGAAGGGCAAGCUGCAGUACGAGCUGCAGUACAGGAACCGGGGCGACCCCUGGGCUCUGAGUCCGAGGAGAAAGCUGAUCUCGGUGGACUCGAGAAGUGUCUCCCUCCUUCCCUUGGAGUUCCGCAAAGCCUCGAGCUAUGAGCUGCAGGUGCGGGCAGGGCCCCGGCCUGGCUCCUCUUUCCAGGGGACCUGGAGCGAGUGGAGUGACCCAGUCAUCUUUCAGACCCAGCCAGAGGAGUCAAAGGAGGCCUGGGACCCUCACCUGCUGCUCCUGCUCCUUCUGCUUAUCAUAGUCUGCAGCCUUGUCGGCUGGAGCCUGAAGUCCCGCCCAUCCUGGAGGUUGUGGGAGAAGGUGUGGCCGGUGCCCAGCCCAGAGCAGUUCUUCCAGGCCCUGUACGACGGCCACAGAGGGGACUUCAAGAAAUGGGUGGGUGCACCUUUCACUGCCUCCAGCCUGGAGCUGGCACCCUGGAGCCCGGGGGCACCCUCGCCCCUGGAGGUGUACAACUGCCGCCCGCCACCCAGCCCGGCCAAGGGGCCGGGGCCCACCGAGCUGCCAGAGCUGGCCGACCUGCUGGAAUCCGACGGCGUGCCUGAGCCCAGCCGCUGGGGCCCCGCGCCCUCCGCAGCCCACAGCCCCGGUGGCUCAGCCUGCAGCGAGGAGAGGGACCGGCCGUAUGGCCUGGUGUCCGUGUCCAUUGACACAGUGACCGUGGCGGACGCAGAGGGGCCCGGCUCCUGGCCCUGCAGCUGUGGGGACGACGGCUACCCAGCCCUGGACCUGGAUGCCGGCCUGGAGCCUGGCCCAGGCCUAGAGGGCCCACUCUUGGUCACAGGGACCACCGUCCUCUCCUGUGGCUGCGUCUCGACUGGUGGCCCUGGGCUGGGAGGGACCAUGGGCAGCCUCCUGGACAGGCUACGGCUGCCCCUUGCAGACGAGGAGGGCUGGGCCGUGGGGCCGCCCUGGGGUGACAGGCCGCCCGGAGAGGUCUCGGAGAGUGAGGCGGGCUCGCCCCCAGUCGGCCUGGACAUGGACACAUUUGACAGCGGCUUUGCGGGCUCUGACUGUGGCAGCCCUGUGGAGUGUGACUUUGCCAGCCCCAAGGAUGAAGGGCCCCCCAGGAGCUACCUCCGCCAGUGGGUGAUCAUGGCCCCCCCACUGUCAGGACCUGGGCCUCAGGCCAGCUAAUGAGGCUGACUGACCGUCCCGAGCUGGCUGGGCCACUGGGCCCUGAGCCAGAGACACGGUCCCCUGGGCUGCGAUGUGAAGAGACCUGCAGCCUUUGGUCUCCCUGAUGGGCAUCUCAGCCUGAUGUUUACAGCGUGUGUGCGCAUGUGCACGUGUGU